AUGAAUAAAAUAACCAUUGAAACCCAAUAGACAAGAUCUGCUUUAAAAGUCAAACAACCCAUCUUUAUUGAGUAAUAAGAGGCAAAAUCCUGUCGAAUUUGUCUUGAAACUGAACUGGAUAACGAUAAACCAAUUAUUCAACCUUGCAAAUGCAAGGGUUCUCUUGGAUAAGUUCACGAAGAGGUAAGACUCUAUAUUUACAAUGAGUGUCUCAAAACCUGGAUAGUUACAUAAAACAAAUAGAUAUUUACUUGUUGUGAAAUCUGCAAGAUCGAAUAUUCAAUUGAAUUUACCUCACGUAAAGUUUGUCUUCCUAGAAAAGCAUGUAAAUCAAAUUUGGAAAAUAUGAUUGCACUAAUUUGUCUUCUCUUUAUAUUUCUAGGCUUUACAGCUCUCCAGGCUUUUUUGGUUGUUCAAAUUGUCAAUAUUUUUGAUGGAAAUGAUAAUAAUAAUCAACAAUCUAGUUUUUUGAGUAGUCCUAUUACUAUGAUUGGCUUCGCAGUAAUAGUCUUUCUGUUUUUAGUUCCCAUUUUUAUGUGUCUUCUCUACGUCAUAAAAAAAAUGCUCUUCGUAACUAAGAUAAAAUCUUGGCACAUUCUAGAGAGAGUUCAAACUCUCCCGGCAGAAUUAUAAGAACAGAUGCCUCAGCAUACCCUAUCGAGAAAUGCAUCUCAAUUGUUGUAAUAAUUGCCUAAAUUAAAUUAAACUACUUCCAUUCUCAUCUAAGGAAAUGGUUAGGAUUACGAGCAUGUUUAAUUUAUUUGA
Messenger RNA from Paramecium tetraurelia, 765 nucleotides. RefSeq lists its product as uncharacterized. Gene Ontology annotation, cellular component: membrane. Gene Ontology annotation, molecular function: zinc ion binding; ATP binding. The record is from RefSeq and is a predicted model, not a curated record. The transcript is spliced from 4 exons. NCBI's taxonomy places the organism in Eukaryota, Ciliophora, Oligohymenophorea, Peniculida, Parameciidae.